CUGUUGUCAACUUGUCUAGGGUAUGUCUAGGUUCUCUUCAGUCCUUCCGCGCUGUUCAAAAUGAGAUGUUGGCAUCGAGCUGUAGGCAUAGCCCUGUCAAUGGUUGUUAUUUCGGACAUCAGUGGUCCAAGGAUCCUUGCUCGCAAGGGUCUGACACAACUUUGAUCAGCAUAUACGGCACUGAGCGCCGAGCGGGUAUGAAGUCAGCAUGAGUUUGUUAUUCGUAGUACAGUUGAGAGUACCCAACUUCAGGGAGGCCGCGUGAUCAUCUUGUUCGCUGGUUCCAACUGUAGGGUACCCUAAAUCGCGAGAGGCUUUAGGCCAGCAACUUGCACAUAGACCACCACUAUUGGCAAUCGCAUCAUGCAAUGCCUGGACACGCAUUCGUCGAAAACCAAGGAACGCUGUGGUACCCUUGGCAUGGAGGCAAGGAACCAAGAAAGGAGACCGAUCAUCCUGCUGAAGCAGCCGAUGUGAAGAUCAACAACACAGUGAUCAUACCAAGACUGCGGCUGCAGCGACAUCCCUCCUCCAUCACUACUGCGGGACAUGCGAGGAAACUUCGCCUCCACACGUCUUCAUAUGACCUGUCGUCGCUGUCGACUCGACCGUCGCGCCCAAAUGUAGAAGAGUUGGAGCGAGGAAACCUCCAUGGCUACUGCGUCGCUGAUGCCUGCAGAAUGCCAAUACUAUGGUAACAUAGCGUGAGCUUGGCUACUGUAUUGCAAGCAAACCUCAGCGUGGAACCAGUGCUGAUCUG
Molecule: messenger RNA, 760 nt
Organism: Sphaerulina musiva SO2202
Lineage: Eukaryota; Fungi; Ascomycota; Dothideomycetes; Mycosphaerellales; Mycosphaerellaceae
Exons: 1
Coding region: 369-698 (109 amino acids)
Source: RefSeq, a predicted model, not a curated record